UUGAUAUUGCAGGUAUUAUUUUUUGUUUGUUUCGUUGAAGAGUUGCUAUGGCUGGCUUUAUCCAUUGUUGCAGAAGACGUAUUGCCAGUGAUAACAGAGCACCCGUUGGAUGUGAUCGUAGCCAAGGGUGAACCGGCUGCGUUGAAUUGCGCUGCGAAAGGUCGAGAUCUCGAGAUAUCUUGGUAUAAAGACGGCGUUAAAGUGAUCACAAACAAGGAUGAGACGACCUCACAUCGUUUAAUUUUACAGACCGGUGCUUUGUUCCUGUUACGUGUCAAUAACGGUAAGAGUGGAAAGGAUGCAGACUCGGGAACGUAUUAUUGUGUUGCGAAGAAUAAAUAUGGUGAGGCUAGAUCGCGAGAAGCCUCGUUGAAAAUAGCGAUGCUCAGGGAUGAUUUUCGAACGAGGCCGCGCACAACACAGGCAGUGAUCGGUAAUCGAGCCGUAAUGGAGUGUGUGCCUCCGAGAGGUUUUCCUGAACCGGUUGUCUCAUGGCGAAAGAAUGAUGUGGAGUUUAGAGCGCAAGAUGAUGAUCGAGUAACGAUGUUACCAUCUGGCAAUUUGAUAAUUGAUAAGGUGCAACGCUCGGACGCCGGUCUUUACCAGUGUAUCGCCACGAAUAUGGUCGGGCAGAAGGUGUCUAGCCCUGCGCGACUCUCAGUUUAUGAGAAGCCUUAUUUUCUGCAAGAACCGCGAGACGUGACCGCAGAUGUGGGUACCUCAGUGCUGUUCGAUUGUCGUGUGUCGGGUGAUCCGAUGCCGUCGAUUACUUGGAAGAAACGAAAUCAGCAGAUGCCAGUUGGUCGGGCUUAUAUAGCCACUGAUAAUCGGGGUCUACGAAUAGAUCGGAUCGAGGCGAGUGAUGAAGGUGAGUACCUGUGUCAAGCGAAGAAUCCAGCGGGCAGUAUCGAGACAUCGGCACGCUUGAGGGUGCAUUCGGCACCGACCUUUAUCAAGACGCCUCUGGAUGUGAGUGUCGAGUCAGGUCAGAGUGUUCACUUCGACUGCGAAGCGCAAGGACAACCGCCUCCUGCUAGUUUCUGGUCAAAGGAGGGACAGCAAGAUCUACUAUUUCCUGGGCACACGUCACUGGAUGGACGCGCAAAAGUUUCGUUAGAUGGUCGUUUAACGAUAACAGAUACACGGCCUGCCGAUGAGGGUAAUUAUGUGUGUGCAGCGAUGAAUGCAGCUGGUAGUACGUUGGCUAAAGCGCAACUGAAAGUGGACUCGAAAACGUUGCCAUCGAAUCCACCGCCGAUUAUCGAGCACGCUCACUCGAAUCAAACGCUUAUGGUGUCUGCAUCGGCGAUAUUGCCGUGUCAAGCGAGUGGUCGAGUGACACCGCAAAUCGACUGGUUGAAGAACGGUGAAUUGAUCAUCAAUGAAAUCGCUAAUGACGAACGAUUCACACAACUCAAUACCGGUUCACUGCGUAUCUCUGACCUGAGGAAAUCGGAUACUGGUCUGUAUACGUGUCGUGCACGCAACGUUGACGGUGAAUCCACAUGGACGGCCUCACUGAUCGUGGAAGAGCAUACGAAUCCGUCAGUAACGUUCAAUCGAAUGCCCGAUAUGUCGACGUUCCCGUCAGCACCGGGCAAGCCAGUCGUCUCGAACGUCACGGACAGCAGUGCCACCAUCCAGUGGACGGCUCCGGAGAAGAGUGGUGCGACAUUGGUCACCGGCUAUAUUCUGCAGUACUUUUGUCGUGAACUUGGAGAGACGUGGUUUAAUGUGGCGAAUUUCAUCUCGACAACUCGAUACCGCAUCAACGAAUUGAAACCGUCGCAUUCGUACGUGUUUAUUGUGCGUGCAGAGAAUUCGCAUGGAAUCGGGGCACCGUCCGAAAUGAGUGAUGUGGUGAGGACGAAGCCGACUCGUGGUGAGUGUUCUGUUGCUGCAGCAGCAAUGUUUGCGAUGGCUAUUGCUUCUAACGGCGUGUUGCUUUCAGCUGAAAAAGAACUGAAAAGUGCAAACUCGGAUUUGGAGUUGGCCAGACAACGUAUUGCAUCGGAGCAAUUGCUGAAGUUGGAUGAAGUGAAGACGAUCAAUUCAACUGCUGUACAGCUUACGUGGAAGAAACGACGCAGCGAACCAUUGAUCGAAGGCUAUUACAUCAAAUGGCGCAGUAUAAAGAGCUGGCAUAGCGGUGAAAAUGGCUGGUUGAAUGUGUCCAAAUCGAGCAUGACCUCGUUCGUCAUCAACAAUCUGAAGGCGUUCACCACCUACGAGUUCUUUGUGAUACCGUAUCAUAAGAGCGUUCAAGGCAUGCCGUCGAACUCGCUGGACGUGACUACCGAUGAAGCUGCACCAACAUCACCGCCGAGUGAGGUGCGUAUUCGAAUGAUGAAUUUGACAACGUUACGAAUCUCAUGGCGACCACCUGCAUCGGACGGUAUCAAUGGUAUCUUGAAAGGAUUUCAGAUAGUGAUACUGGGCAGUGAUGCGAAGUACAAUCGAAAUAUCAGUACAAACGAACGUGCCGCCAGUGUGACACUGUUUCAUCUGGUUCCGUCGAUGAGUUAUAACAUUAAAGUGGCGGCGAAGAGUAACGCUGGUGUGGGUGUGUUCACACGUGUUUUUCGUGUUACGAUGGACGAAGAAACACUCGAGGAACAUAAUCGUUUGAUGAGUGGCAUUGGGACGGCAUCGGAUCGUCUGCUGUACGUGAUCAAACGACCGUGGUUCAUCGCCGUUUCGGGUGUCUUAAUGUGGAUUCUUUUUGUGGCUCUAAUUGCGCUUAUUUGGUGGCGAUGGAAGCGCUCAAAGGGAAAGGACGCUGGAAUGCCCUUCAUAAAGAUCAACGACGGCAGUGUGCAUUUGACGGCUCGUGACGCACUCUGGAUGGAUCACACCAACUUUAACAUGAACACGGCGCAACGCACACUGUUGCUCAACACGAACAACAGUCAGAAUGCGGCUGCGGCUGCUGCGGCAGCGGCGUCGUUGCCCUACAUCGGUAACGAGUACAACUGCAAACCACCAACAGCACCCUCCAAUGUCGACUACUACAUCGACCACCGUCACUACAACGACAGCAGCACAACGACAACGCACUCUCCGAACCACUAUCAAUACGCCACCACAACCGGUAGCACUCCAACGGCGGCAGCAGCAGCAGCAGCUACUUAUGGUGGUGUUCAGCCGUGUGCGGCCGAUGCGGUAAAUACGAUCAUGUCGACGUUUUAUGCCACCAAUAAUCUCAUGGCUGGUGGUGCAGCUGUGAAGCCGUCCAGUUUUCACCAGCAGCCACAAAUAAUGGUUCGUUUGUUCGGUUUGGUUUGGUUUCAUUUUCGUUUAGUUAUUAUGGUGCUACGCCUGCCANAAGAUGCGAGAUGGUUGAAAGAACACAUGCUCAGGGCGCCCACCCCGCUUCUGCCCAGUAAUCCGGUGCCAUCCGAGCCACCGCCACGCUUUCAGGAUAUCGCAUUCAACACACCUUCUUCACAACUGAAUGGAUGUUCAUCGUUAUUGUUAGCAAAGCGAAUACAUAACACCAACAAACGUCAUCUAAGAGAUAUGUCGUCGCCAAUUAAUCAUCAUAAAAGUAAAAGUGGCCGACGAACACCACCCAAGCAAACGCUACUCGAUUUAAUGCCACCUCCACCGCCAGGCGAACCGCCUCCUGAAAAUAUUAUGCAAGAGUAUUUGAAUGAGGUGCAAGUGCGUGGUACUGCUGCUGAAGAGAAUGCGAACGAUCAUUACGAUGCUGUAUCGGAUUCACUGUUAUUGCCAUCGCAUUAUUGCACCGCAUCUAGAAGUAUUAAUAAUGAUAAACGUAUUCACGACGACGUGACUAACAAGGAUAUUGCGAUCAGCAAUGAUACGUCUGCAUCGUCAUCGUGCUCAUCGACGCUCAAUCAGGAGAUAGUGCGGUUGAAAGCGAACGAGCAACAUUACUCAGAUUCAAGAUUAACAACGGCAGCAGCAGCAAAUGAAGCGGAUAACGAGAUGGAUGCAUCGUAUGCGUCCAGUGCGCAUCGACGUCAGCAGCCGUGUAUGGGUAUCAAUGCUGUUUCGAGUCUAUCGUGUUAG
Molecule: messenger RNA, 4035 nt
Organism: Anisakis simplex (herring worm)
Lineage: Eukaryota; Metazoa; Nematoda; Chromadorea; Rhabditida; Anisakidae
Source: the annotation of a GenBank genome assembly